Messenger RNA from Polypterus senegalus (gray bichir), 3642 nucleotides. It is a transcript of the gene ptk2ba, whose product is annotated as protein tyrosine kinase 2 beta, a. Gene Ontology annotation, cellular component: focal adhesion; cytoskeleton. The record is from RefSeq and is a predicted model, not a curated record. Gene Ontology annotation, molecular function: ATP binding; protein tyrosine kinase activity. Bases 250 to 3264 code for a protein of 1004 amino acids. Gene Ontology annotation, biological process: protein phosphorylation; signal complex assembly. NCBI's taxonomy places the organism in Eukaryota, Metazoa, Chordata, Cladistia, Polypteriformes, Polypteridae. The transcript has 31 exons.
GAGAGAGAGAGAGAGAGAGACUAGCAGGCAGGCAGGCAGGCAGGCAGGCAGUCAGGCGCUCCAAGACAGUAGUAGUAACAGUAGCAGCAGCGUAAAGAGACAGCAGCUGAGAACGGGUGCCUUCUGACCCCCAGUUAACGGAAGACUUGUCACAUCUGGAGCUGGUGUCCUCACGGGACGGGAGACGGGCACAGUCCCGAGGUUGAUGUGAUGAUUGAUAUUCAACUGUGAGCCAAAGUGAAAGGUGAAAUGGCAGGAGUUGCUAGCACCCCGGGAUGGAGCAAGGUGGAUUUUGGCCGUGGAUUGGAUGAUUUUCCAGAGAAACCUUCUGAUGUAUUUAUCCCCGGUGACAGAGGUGAUGUGAAGAUCCUUAAAGUCUGCUUCAUUAGCAACAGUUUCAACUUGGGCAAGAACUUCAAACUGGUCAAAUGUGACAGCUCCUGGGAAAUUAGGGAAAUUAUUGAGUCAAUCCUCACAAGUGGAAGAAUAGGCCCGGGCAUUACAAACAAUAACUGCUAUGGAUUGAGACUGCAGCAUCUGAAAUCAGAUGAAAUCCACUGGCUUCACCCAGAACUGACAGUGGGAGAUGUAGAACAGAAAUACGAGCGACUCCACGUGGAAGCAGAAUGGAGGUAUGACUUACGAGUCCGGUAUAUUCCAGAGAAUUUUUUAGAAAAAUUUAAAGAUGACAAGACAACGUUGCUGUACUACUACUUACAGGUCCGUGCAGAUUACAUGCAGUACUGUGCCAACAGGGUGAGUGACGGGAUGGCUCUGCAGCUUGGAUGCCUAGAGCUGAGGAGAUUUUGCAAAGACAUGAGUCAAAUUGCGUUGGAGAAGAAAUCCAAUUUUGAGCUUCUGGAGAAAGAAGUUGGUCUGGACCUUUUUUUCCCCAAGCAACUACAAGAAAGUUUAAAGCCCAAACAGUUUAGAAAAAUGAUCCAGCAGACAUUUCAGCAGUAUGCCUCACUGAAGGAAGAGCAGUGCAUUGUGAAAUUCUUUGAUACUUUUGCCAACUUCUCAAACUUUGAUGAAGAGGUUUUCCCCUGUGAGCUUGCGCAAGAGUGGAGCAUUGCAGUGGACCUCGUCAUUGGGCCCAAAGGAAUCCGUCAACGAGUCAACAAGGAGGCCAUGCCCACAUAUUUAGCAGAGUUUAAACAAAUUAGGAGCAUAUCCUGCACCUUACUAGAAGAUGGGAGAGGCCUUGUGCAUAUGGAUAUAGCAGGAGCCAAGCAGCCUUUGUCCAUUAAGACACCUUCUUUGGCAGUUGCGGAGAACAUGGCUGACCUGGUUGAUGGUUAUUGCCGCUUACAAAGUGGAAAGAAAAUCUCCCUCAUUUUCAGGAAGAAAAAAGAAAAAGACAUGUGGAAUUCUCUUCCAGAAAUCCCAACAGGGGAUAAAGAGACAAGAAAAUCUAGGAAUUUUCAACGAGAUAAUAGUGAGUCUGAUAUUUAUGCAGAAAUACCAGAAGAAAGACCAAAAUCAGUUAUAAAAUAUGGAAUCUCCAGAAAUGACAUCAUUCUCGGAAGGAUUCUAGGAGAAGGAUUCUUUGGGGAAGUGCAUGAAGGAGUUUACAAAAACCCGAAAGGGGAGAGAAUAACCGUAGCUGUGAAAACGUGUAAGGACUGCAAUCCGGAGGUUAAGGAGAAGUUCAUGAGUGAGGCAGUGAUCAUGAAAAAUUUAGACCACCCACAUAUUGUGAAACUGAUUGGUAUUAUUGAAGAGGAUCCAGUUUGGAUUGUCAUGGAGCUGUACAAGUAUGGAGAGCUGGGAAACUACCUUGCUGAAAACAAGAACAAGAUCCAGCCUGUCACCCUGAUCCUGUACUCGCUGCAGAUUUGUAAAGCGCUUGCUUAUCUAGAAGGCGUAAACCUGGUGCACAGGGAUAUCGCAGUAAGAAACAUCCUAGUGGCUUCUCCUGAUUGUGUGAAGUUGGGUGAUUUUGGCUUGUCCAGGUACAUUGAAGAUGAAGAGUACUAUAAAGCUUCGGUAACUCGACUUCCUAUCAAGUGGAUGGCUCCAGAAUCAAUCAACUUCCGCCGUUUCACCUCAUCGAGUGACGUCUGGAUGUUUGCUGUCUGCAUGUGGGAGAUUAUGAGCCUUGGAAAGCAGCCGUUUUUCUGGCUGGAAAACAAGGAUGUGAUAAGCCAGUUAGAACAGGGAAUCCGCCUGCCCAAGCCUGAGAACUGCCCUCCUACGCUGUACACGUUGAUGACCCGCUGCUGGACCUAUGACCCCUCCGAUAGACCCAAAUUCACAGAGUUGGUGUGCAAGCUCAGUGAUAUCCAUCAGAUGGAGAAGGAACAACAAGAAGAACAAAAGAAGAUUCGUAAUGCCAGGGGCACAAAGUAUUUUGAACCUGUUAUCACUAUUAGUGAGGCGCCGCCAAAGCCUUCUCGAUCAAAGUCAAAGAUAUUUGGACAGUUUUUAAAUCCAGGCCUUCAGAUUCAGCUGCCAGAGUCUCUUUGUGCCAGCUCUCCUGCCCUUGCUAGCCCAUCUGACUACCAGUCGCCAGCCGACUCCACUCACGGCUUGCCCCUGCUGCGCCAGGACUUCUUCAAGCGUCGAAGCAUGAGGGAGGCAGAGUUUGUCAUUGAACCAACCAGCAAAGAAGAUGCCCAGAGAAUGUGGGAGAUGGAGAAAGCGAGACUACAAGAGACCCUGAAACGACAGAAGGAAGAGAUGAUGGCUGACAAUAAAUGGCUACAGAAGGAAGAGAAGUUUCUGGACCCUUUAAAACAGGACCCUUGUGCACCUCAAGAGGUCGUUGACAAGGAGCAGGGAUACGCUGAAUUUACAGGCCCUCCUGUGAAACCGCCAAGAGUGACUGCUCAGCCCGCUCCCACAGCCGAGCUGGAUCGCACCAACGACAAAGUAUACUUCUCUGUCAUGGAACUGGUGAAGGUGGUGGUCCAGCUGAAGAAUGAGGUUAAUGACCUCCCGCCCACACAAUAUGUUGAGAUCAUCAAGAAUGUGGGACAGACCCUCAGGAACUUGAUUAACAGCGUCGAUGACGUGUUGCCUACGCUCCAUUCAUCAGUGCGCACAGAGAUUGAAGGCACACAGAAAUUGCUGAAUAAGGACAUGGCCGAACUCAUCAACAAAAUGAAAAUGGCCCAGCAAAACCAAGUCACUUCACUAAAAGAAGAAUGCAAGAAGCAGAUGUUGGCCGCUGCUCACACUCUGGCGAUGGACUCCAAGAAUCUGCUUGAUGCGGUAGACCAGUCACGGGUUCGAGCCAACCUAGCCAAACCAGUCUCUUAGCCAUAAUAAGCGGGAUUCGUGGACAAUGUUGAGUCAGAAAUUUUAUAGAGCAACAGAUUUCAUCUUCAAAAUCUCUGAGGUUCCCAUUGCAGUCUGUUGUAACGCAGUCUCAAGCAGGGCUGACGGAAGGCGUCUUACUUCAAACAGGCUGCAGUGGGUGCUGAGGUAAGCCAGUGGUAGCGGCACCAGGGAUUUCUUUCCAUUUAGAUAAACCUUGUAGAGCAAUGCGCUUGGAUUCACAGCAUCCAGGGAAAAACGACAAAUAACUGACAUGCACCCUUCUAUUGAUUAUCCACACUAUCAUUUGCCCUUGGACUCAAGCGGACUGGUGCUGUGUUGCCAGGUAUACUUUAGACCACCAUAAAUAUCUUUUCAAUU